Fragaria vesca subsp. vesca is the source of this 2877-nucleotide messenger RNA. RefSeq names its product ABC transporter A family member 12-like. The transcript is spliced from 18 exons. Gene Ontology annotation, cellular component: intracellular membrane-bounded organelle; membrane. The record is from RefSeq and is a predicted model, not a curated record. The coding region runs from base 1 to 2877 and encodes 958 amino acids. Gene Ontology annotation, molecular function: ATP hydrolysis activity; lipid carrier activity; ABC-type transporter activity. Gene Ontology annotation, biological process: transmembrane transport; lipid transport. NCBI's taxonomy places the organism in Eukaryota, Viridiplantae, Streptophyta, Magnoliopsida, Rosales, Rosaceae.
AUGGCGGAUUUUGUUGGUAGCCAAGCUAAUUUCUGGGUCCAAUCCAAUGCUUUGCUCAGAAAGAACUUAACCUUUCAGAAACGAAGACUGUGCGCCAACAUUACAAUCAUUCUAAUACCAGCUUUCUUCUGCACUUUAUGUGCCCUUAUCCAAUAUGGAACAGAGACCUAUUAUGUGAAAAAGAGCGUUGAUUAUUGCAAGAAAGGGCCAUCGCCAUAUGAAAUUACAUCAACUUUUCCCCUACAGUGUCCAAUCCCUUCUCCUAUAGAAUGGCCUCCCUUGUUACAAGUACCACAACCUUAUGCUCGUGCUGUCCGAAGUGAUAUCUUUCCCUGGACGGACUUGCCCGAUGAGUCAUGCAUGAAGAACGAAAACUUUGGCUGUCCUGUCACCACGCUCAUCACCGGGAAUAACCAGACAUUAGCACAAGGAUUGGGUGAUAACAUGUUCCCGGCUGGUGGUUUCCCUAAAAAUUCCACCAACAGCAUUACCGAUUGGGCAGAAGUUGUCAUGGGUACCACUUCAAGAGUCGAUGACAAAACAAGCCUUCAUCGAGAUUUUGCUAUCACUGACGAUAUUGUUGCACAAGACCAGCUCUAUAUUCUGCAGGAACAAUGUGAUAAUAAUGAAGACUCUAAUAUAAAUAGAAAUAGCACAAAACUACAAGUAGCAUCAAAGCUCACAUUUGAAACAGAUAUUGAAUGUCUCCCAUAUCUAAUAUUGUGGCGUAAUAGUUCUUCUGAAAUAAACGAUGAACUGUUCAAAGGUGACGCCGGGGGGAAUAAAAAGAACAAAGCUAAUGGAAUACUUACAGCGUUAGAUAUCUCAAACUCGGAUGAAAAUUCUUUUAAUGUGAACAUAUGGUACAAUUCAACAGUAAGCAAUAGGGAUUUCUUGCAAUCAAUAACCACCAAUCCGGAAGUGAUCAAACGAGUUCCACGCUUGGUUAAUAUGGUAUCAAACGCGUACCUUCAGUUUCUUACAGGAGCUAAGACGAUUCGGUUCGACUUUGUUAAAGAAAUGCCCAAGGGUUUUACCUCAGACAUUCCCGAUUUGGGGGCAUUUAUCGGUCCAGUGUUGUUUACAUGGGUUGUUUUACAGUUGUUCCCGGUAGUGUUAGCGAAUCUGGUUUAUGAGAAACAAGAAAGACUGAGAGUGAUGAUGAAGAUGCAUGGCCUUGGUGAUGGACCUUAUUGGAUGAUCUCAUAUUCUUAUUUUCUUACAAUAUAUAUGUCCUACAUUAUAUGUUUUGUUGGAUUUGGUUCAAUCUUAGGGUUAAGCUUCUUCUACAGACAUGACUACUCCCUCCAAUUUAUCUUUUACUUCUUUGUUAUAAACUUGCAAAUAGCGCUGGCUUUUCUUCUGUCGUCAAUGUUCUCGCACACUAGGAGUGCUACAGUUGUAGCUUACGUUUACGUUUUCGGAAGCGGGCUUCUGGGAAGCUUUUUCUUCCAGGAUCUACUCAUGGAUGUUCACAUGCCUAAAGGGUGGAUCAUUUUUCUAGAGUUGUAUCCUGGCUUCUCUCUCUACAGAGGCUUAUUCGAGUUUAUGCAAUAUGCCACCGAUGGGAAAAUCAUGAAGACUAGUGGUAUGCGUUGGGGGAAUUUGAAUGAUAGCGUAAAUGGUAUGAAAGAUGUCCUGGCCAUCAUGGCAAUAGAGUGGGCUGUGCUGCUGCUUCUUGCAUUUUACAUAGAUCAAGUUGUAACUUGGGGAAAAUCUCCUUUAUUCUUCUUGCGAAGAAAGAAAGCACCGGCUCUCCAAAUCCCUAGUAUGGAGAGGCUUGGAUCUAAAGGGUAUGGUGACAUGGAGAAACCUGAUGUCGCUCAGGAGAAGGAAAAGGUUGACAAGCUGUUGGAAGAAGCAAAAUAUACAAGUCAUGUUGUGAUAUGUGACAACAUAAAGAAGGUGUAUCCAGGAAGAGAUGGAAACCCUGAGAAAUUUGCAGUGAGAGGGUUGUCUCUUGCUUUGCCUCAAGGCGAAUGCUUUGGUAUGCUUGGUCCUAGUGGUGCAGGAAAGACCUCUUUUAUUGAAAUGAUGAUUGGUCUGAUAAAGCCAACCACUGGCACAGCCUAUGUUCAGGGGUUGGACCUUGUAACUCAGAUGAAUGAAAUAUAUGCCUGCAUUGGUGUUUGUCCACAACACGACCUACUAUGGGCAACCCUAACAGGAAGAGAGCAUCUACUAUUUUAUGGGAGACUUAAGAACCUUAAAGGUUCCGACUUAACCAAAGCAGUGGAAGAUUCUUUGAAGAAUCUGAAUCUAUUUAACGGCGGGGUUUCUGACAAACGAGCAGGGCAAUACAGUGGAGGUAUGAAGAGAAGGCUUAGCGUCGCCAUUUCACUCAUAGGGAAUCCCAUAGCUAUUUACAUGGAUGAACCCAGUACCGGACUUGAUCCAGCUUCAAGAAACACUCUAUGGAAUGUUAUAAAGCUUGCUAAGCAAAGCCGAGUCAUCAUACUCACCACGCAUUCCAUGGAAGAGGCAGAGUUCUUGUGUGAUCGAAUAGGAAUUUUCGUAGAUGGAAGAAUGCAGUGCUUAGGAAAUCCAAAAGAGUUGAAGGGCAGAUAUGGAGGAUCAUACGUGUUCACAAUCACAACAGAUUCAUGUCAUGACCAAGAAGUAGAGAGCCUGAUACACGGACUCGCCCCGAAUGCCAUCAGGGUAUACCAUCUCGCCGGAACACAAAAAUUCGAGUUCCCUAAAAGUGACGUCAGAAUUGCAGAUGUUUUCCAAACAGUUGAGCAUGUAAAGAAGAUAUUCACAGUCUAUGCUUGGGGCCUGGCAGAUACUACUCUAGAGGAUGUCUUUAUUAAGGUUGCAAGUGCACCCAAAAGACUUGCAUCUAACGUCUUAAGUAGAGAAAAUUUGGUCGAAUAA